AUGAGCUCCGUGCGUUUGAGGACUUUCCUUUUUCUGGUGUUCUCCUCUGCUCGGGUUUUGAUUGUUACAUGUCAAGACGGGACCGGGGGAGAUGCGAACAGCUGCACAGCGGACGGCCAGGUGUACUCAAACAGGGACAUCUGGAAGCCGGAGCCAUGUCAGAUCUGCGUCUGUGACAACGGCCAGGUCCUCUGCGACGAGAUCCAAUGCGAGGAACUCCACAACUGCGAGAAGAUAGUGGUCCCCGAGGGCGAGUGCUGCCCCACAUGUCAGAGCGACCAACCCAACCCCGGUGGGACGGGCGGCUUUGGCGGGGACAGAAUCUACAAGGGCCAGAAGGGAGAGCCUGGGGAGGUCCCGAUUGUAACUGGUAUCAGAGGCCGACCUGGACCGAUGGGGCCUCCUGGCUCACCGGGGGAUCGGGGAUCUCGAGGAAACAAAGGAAGGCCCGGACUGCGAGGCCCUCCAGGUUAUGAUGGAGAGCCUGGUAUACCAGGUCAGCCUGGCGAACCAGGACCCCCAGGCCAUCCAACACAUCCAGGCGGGCUGGGAUCCCAGAUGGCUCAAGGUUUAGAUGGAAAAACAGGACCCCAGGCCAUGUUGAAUGGUGCAAGGGGAGAGAAUGGAGCAAGAGGGCCUCCUGGACCAAAUGGCUCACCAGGCCAAGCAGGACCACAAGGAGCGCCUGGAGAGGUUGGAGACCCAGGACACAUGGGUCCACCUGGGCAGAGAGGACCUGAGGGCCCCCCAGGAAAACCGGGUGAAGAUGGGGAACCAGGAAAAUCAGGAAAUACAGGAGAAGUUGGAUUCCCUGGAUCACCAGGGUCUAGAGGGUUUCCUGGGACACCGGGGCCUCCUGGCUUGAAGGGUCAUAGAGGUCAUGCAGGACCACUUGGCCAAAAAGGUGAAACUGGAGCAGUUGGAUCCAAGGGUGCUACAGGCCCCCCAGGUCCAAUGGGAGGACCUGGUCCAAUGGGUCCGUCUGGAAUGCCUGGGGAGAGGGGACGCCCCGGACCCGGCGGUACAGCGGGUAAACGUGGUGCACCUGGUAAUGUCGGGAAACCUGGUCCCAUGGGCCCCUUGGGUCUCAGCGGCUCAGCUGGAUAUCCGGGAACACCGGGCAUGAAGGGCCAGCCUGGCCCAACAGGUGUCCGGGGUCCUGAAGGACCACAGGGGCAGAGAGGAGAGACAGGUCACCUGGGCAGACCAGGACCAGUUGGCCUCAGGGGACCCAUGGGCACAGAUGGAGGCACAGGUACCAAAGGACCAGUGGGUAAUGUUGGUCCACAAGGACCAGGUGGCAAUGCUGGGCCCCACGGACCACCGGGACCUCAGGGAAGCACCGGUCAGCCUGGUAUCAAAGGACAGCUGGGAGAUGUUGGUGUCCCAGGUUUCAAAGGAGAUGCAGGGCCCAAAGGAGAACCGGGUCCACCAGGCUCUCAAGGAGUGAUUGGACCUCAGGGUGAGGAAGGAAAGCGAGGAUCACGUGGAGACCCUGGCUCUGUUGGCCCUCCAGGUCCUGUUGGUGAGAGAGGUUCUCCUGGUAACAGAGGAUUCCCUGGUGCUGAUGGACUGCCAGGACCUAAGGGUGCUCAAGGAGAUCGUGGCAUUUCUGGCCCACCUGGACCUAAAGGUUCUCUAGGAGACCCAGGGCGUCCCGGAGAGCCUGGUCUGCCAGGUGCAAGGGGUCUUACUGGUACCCCAGGAGUCCAAGGAGCAGAGGGAAAACCAGGGCCUCUGGGCGCCCCAGGUGAGGAUGGUCGACCCGGUCCAGCGGGGUCCAUUGGCAACAGAGGCCCUGCAGGAACCAUGGGAGUUCCGGGGCCUAAAGGCUUCAAUGGUGACCCAGGAAAGACAGGUGAACAGGGAUCUGCAGGAGUUCCAGGUCAAAGAGGUCCUCCUGGAAAAGAUGGAGAAGUUGGCCCUGCGGGCCCCCCUGGCCCAGCUGGUGUUGCUGGAGACAGAGGCGAGCAGGGACCACCAGGUGUGAAUGGGUUCCAGGGUUUGCCAGGAAAUCAAGGGCCCCCUGGAGAACCUGGUAAACCAGGUGAUCUAGGCAUACCUGGAGAGCUUGGUCCCGUGGGUCAGAUUGGACCAAGGGGGGAGCGAGGGAUUCCAGGGGAGAGAGGAGAGCUGGGUUCAACUGGUCUGCAAGGACCUAAAGGAAUUCCCGGUGCACCCGGCCCAGAUGGACCAAAGGGUAGCCCAGGUCCUACUGGUGCUUUGGGUGAUGUUGGCCCCCCUGGUCUUCAGGGAAUGCCUGGAGAGAGAGGCAUCUCUGGUCCUCCUGGGCCCAAAGGUGACAGAGGAUCAAUUGGUGAGAAAGGAUCAGAGGGUACACCUGGCAAUGAUGGUGCGAGAGGAGCCCCCGGCCCCGUUGGCCCUCUAGGACCUGCUGGACCCAGUGGUGAGAAGGGAGAACCUGGACCCAAAGGACCAGCUGGACCUCCAGGAUCAAGAGGAUUGCAUGGAGCAAGAGGUGACCCCGGCCCGAUUGGUGCUGUUGGAUUUGCUGGACCCCCUGGUCCUGAUGGUCAACCAGGAGUCAAGGGAGAGCCGGGAGAACAAGGCCAAAAAGGAGAUGCUGGUUCUCCAGGACCACAAGGCUUAGCCGGUGCUCAUGGCCCUCCUGGACCAAUUGGCGUUGCUGGACUGAAAGGAGGACGAGGAACACAGGGUGCUCCCGGACCUACUGGUUUUCCAGGAUCCGCAGGGCGAGUUGGACCACCUGGCCCAACGGGCCCAGUUGGCGAACCUGGACCCCUGGGACUUCCAGGCAAAGAGGGCCCUCCUGGACUCCGCGGAGAUCACGGAGCCCCUGGACGACAAGGGGAGCGAGGACCUGCAGGACCACCAGGGAGCCCUGGUGACAAAGGGGACUCUGGAGAGGAUGGCCCCACGGGGCCUGAUGGUCCUCCAGGCCCAGCUGGAACUACCGGACAGAGAGGCAUUGUGGGUCUUCCAGGUCAGAGGGGGGAAAGGGGCAUGCCAGGCCUUCCAGGACCAGCGGGUCCACCUGGAAAACAGGGAUCCCCAGGACCACAUGGAGACAAAGGCCCUCCAGGUCCAGUGGGUGUUCCUGGUGCAAACGGACCUCGUGGUGAUCCUGGCCCUGAUGGUCCUGCAGGUUCUGAUGGCCCCCCAGGAAAGGAUGGUGUUCUGGGACAAAGGGGAGACAGAGGAGAUUCUGGUCCAGAAGGUCUGAUCGGUCCUCAGGGACUUCCUGGAACUCCUGGUCCAGUUGGGGCACCAGGUGAUGCGGGAAAGAGAGGAGAGUCUGGCUCUAGAGGACCUCAAGGUCCACCAGGAUCAGCUGGAAAGAGGGGAUUAGUUGGGCCCCAAGGACCAAGAGGAGAUAAGGGUGACCUGGGUGACCAUGGAGAGAGAGGGCAGAAGGGACACAGAGGCUUCACCGGUCUGCAAGGCCUUCCUGGACCCCCAGGUACGACUGGUGAACAGGGAGCUCCAGGAAUAGUUGGACCAAAUGGCGCGAGGGGGCCCCCAGGACCCAUCGGUCCGCAUGGAAAGGAAGGAUACAUGGGCCAGCCAGGACCGAUGGGACCUCCAGGAACUCGUGGACUCAGUGGAGAAAUUGGACCAGAGGGUCCUCCAGGAGAACCGGGACCCCCAGGUCCUCCAGGUCCCCCAGGACCUCCCAUGUCGGUGGUGGACGAUCUCUUCGGAGGCCCACAGGAUUACGACUCCGGGCCGCCGCCUCCUCCAGAGUUCAGCGAGGACGAGGCUUUGCCCAACAGCAACUCCUCCACCAUCGUGCCCGUGGACCCCGGCGUCCAGGCCACCUUGAAGGCCCUUAGCAACCAGAUCGACAGCAUGAAGAGCCCCGACGGAACCAAGAAACACCCCGCGAGGACCUGCGACGACCUUAAGAGGUGCUACCCCAUGAAGAAGAGCGGUGAAUACUGGGUGGAUCCAAACCAAGGCAGCGCAGAGGACGCUAUCAAAGUCCACUGCAACAUGGACACCGGGGAGACCUGCAUCACCGCCAGCCCCUCCAGCAUACCUCGGAAAAACUGGUGGAGCUCGGCCAGGAACAAACCUGUGUGGUUCGGAGCAGACAUCAAUGGCGGGACACACUUCACGUACGGCAACAGGGAACACUCGGCCAACUCCGUCGUGGUGCAGAUGACCUUCAUCCGCCUGCUCUCCAAAGAGGCCUCGCAGACCAUCACCUACCACUGCAAGAACUCCGUGGGCUACAAAGACGCCAAGGCGGGCAAUCUGAAGAAAGCCGUGCUGCUCAAAGGCUCCAACGACCUGGAACUCAAAGCGGAGGGAAACAGCCGCUUCAGAUACGCGGUGCUGGAGGACUCCUGCUCGGAGGCAAACGGCGGCUGGGGAAAGACAGUGUUUGAGUACAGGACACAGAAAACUGCCAGACUUCCCAUUGUGGAUAUUGCCCCCGUGGACAUUGGUGGCCCCGAUCAGGAGUUCGGCCUCGACAUCGGGCCCGUUUGCUUUUUGUAA
This is a messenger RNA of Menidia menidia (Atlantic silverside), 4485 nucleotides long. Lineage: Eukaryota; Metazoa; Chordata; Actinopteri; Atheriniformes; Atherinopsidae. The record is from the annotation of a GenBank genome assembly.